This is a messenger RNA of Macadamia integrifolia, 3029 nucleotides long. Its product is annotated as basic proline-rich protein-like. NCBI's taxonomy places the organism in Eukaryota, Viridiplantae, Streptophyta, Magnoliopsida, Proteales, Proteaceae. The record is from RefSeq and is a predicted model, not a curated record. The transcript is spliced from 2 exons. The coding region runs from base 2413 to 2799 and encodes 128 amino acids.
UUUUGAUCCUUCUAGUGCCAUUCAAGCCGUUGCAGAUCAUUGAUGCCCUCACAAGAAGAUCCUUUUUCUUUGAGAUAGCAUCUGACGAGUUACUGCAAUUCCAUUGCCAGUAUUCCUUUCAAACAUUUCAGUAGAUUACAAAAUAAUUCUUCUUUUUUUCAUGUUGAAUUGCAGCUUAAUGGAAUGAAGUAGCUAAGUUAUGAUCAAUUUCUGUCGUUUUGAUUGAUAAUGUUUUUUUGUUUCAUAAACCCUUUUGGCCUAUGAGGACAAAAUUAGGCAUGAGCCUCAACAACAUAUGCGCACCAAGGUAUAUAUAUACAUACCUGGGUUGUUGGUGGUGAGGAAGAAUGUGCCAAAAUGCUAAUCUGAGGCUUACUUAUCAGUUUAUCUAUAUAUUUAGCAUGUUUUCAUUCUUUAGCUAUGAAUUUUGCUGAAAGCUUAUUUAGUUCUCUUUGAUGAUGGAAGGAUUCUGUUCUUAUUUUGCUUUUGAUACUAUUAUUAACAUUUGAUGGUGUUUCCUUAACUGAACAUUAGUUCUACUAUAUGAUAUUCCUGAUUUGUGCCUAAAGUUUGUGUAAAGUGUUUGAAAACAAUUUUUUUUUCAACAUAAUGAAACAUUUAUUCUUAGAUAUUACUGAUAUUUGAUCCAAGUUUAAUUCACCACCACCAAAUGUUGAGUCUUGGAGAUGUGAAAACCUUGACAGGACAAAAUCAAUGCUUUAAAAGGUGUAUUUGAUGUAUUGUCAUGUGGGCAUGAGUAGGUGAUUAUUGAGAAGGAGGUUUUAGAGCAGAAACAGAACCUUAUGUCAUGUUUGUGAAGUCUUGGUCCCAACUACAGAGUUGAUGUCACCCAAAUCUACAUGCUUUUGGUUGGCACCUAGGCAUGUAGACUUGAGGUAAGUUUAUGAGUUUUGGUUCUCUAAAACCUCUUCUUUAGCAUAAGCUGUUGUUAGGAACUUAGCUUGAAGAUGGCUUUGGAUGUACUCCAAUAUGGUAAGCUGAGAAUUUUAACAAAGUUCCAAUCACCUUUUUUUCAUUAUGACAAUCUUUUCUCCCAUUCAGGUUUCCACCUGGUGAAGAUGGUGAUCUGGUCAAUUUUGUUGAGGUUGGGGUAAAAUAAAUCUUUGUCUAAUUUUUCUUUUGCAUUGGCUCUCUCCUAAUAAAGUAUUGAUUCUUGAAGUUGUUCAGUGAAAGAGGUUUUGAGUUGGUUAGCAGAUUUUUGUUUUUAUGUAACGAGGAAGCUACCAUCUGUCUUUAUAUUGAGAAUUUGUGAUGAAUUAAAUUAUUUUUCGGUAUUUUUCUGGAGUUGAUUGACUACCCCUCCAGAGCUUAAAACAAUCUUUACCAGUUGGCCAAAUGUGGACCAUGUUCUUGUCUUGUUGCACUUGAUUCCUUAUGGCAUCUGUUGGCAUGCUUGGAAGGGGCCAGAACCUCAUAUAAUUUCUACUAUUGCAAGACUCAUCAUAUGUGGGCAAAAGCUAUAAAUAAUUGAGAUGUGAAUGUUCUUUUAAAGGGUUUUCAAUGGACAUAUCAUUCACCGAUGAUUAAUCUCUAUGAGAGAUGUCCUUCCUUUCCAGUGGCUAUGACAGUUUCGAUUUUGUUUAGAUUUUAUAUGCAUAGAUUGCUAUAACUGUUUCUUUUUCGUUUUACACUUAAAUUUUUGUUGAUGUAUAGAUUUACCCUGUCUUCCCUAACAGUUUGAGCUACUAGAUGAAGCGGUGGUGAACAUGGUAUCAAAGCAAGGAGGUCGAAUGUUUGACUGCCAAAUACAGGGGAGUGUAUUAAAAAAUAAAUUAUUUUUACCAAAGCUUGUAAUUUUGAAAAGAAAAUCUGUGAGGGGGAAAAAUAUGGAAUGAAUAUUCCUUAUUUUCUUUUUUUCUCCAUUAUUCAAAAAAAAAAAAAAGAAAAAAAAGAAGAAAGAAACUAGAAUCUUAUAUUUUCUAUUCAUUUCCUGUCAAACAUGUGUCCUUUUGCUCUCUGCUAAUCCAGAAAGUACUGGGCUUUCAUGGGGAGGUGGUUUUGAAGGUUUGGUGAAAAGAGGAGGAGUGCAACAGGAGGAAUAGUGGUUUUGGGGGUUAAAGAAUUUGCCAGUUCAAGAACUUGCUAGAAAGUGUUUUCUGUUUUUGACCAGUUGGUGGAAGUGAAGUUGGAGAGGCCUAUUUCGUGGCUGGUUUGCCAUGUACAACCAAGUAAGGCCUCUAUAUAAGGAAUGAAGUCACCUAUUCCUUGUCUUUCUCUCUGUGUUCUCAAGAGUUUCUUAGGUCUCAAGGGUACUUAGUGUUUCUGUUCACCAUUGUUCUUUGUUGUGGUGUUGGUGGUCAACUUAGAGAGUUACUCCCUCUCUACUCCCUGUGGUGAUCGUGCUGCUGAUGCCGUAGUAGGGGUGCUGCUGGUAAGCUUUCUCAGCUAGGAAUGGGUCCAGGAGGCCCUGGUGGUCCGGGAGGGCCUGGAGGCCCCGGAGGACCAGGACCUGGGCCUGGAGGUCCUGGUUGGGGUCCUGGACCUGGAGGACCUGGUUGGGGUCCUCCGGGACCUCCAGGACCUGGUUGGGGUCCUCCAGGACCUCCAGGACCUGGUUUCUGGCCUGGACCUGGACCUGUACCUAUACCUGGACCUGGACCUGGACCUGGACCUGGACCUGGACCUGGACCUGGUGGCUUCUUUGGUGGCAUUGGAAACUUCCUAUCUUCUUGUAUCAGCUUCUUGUGCUGUUGCUGGUUGCUGAACGACUGCUUUGGUGGACCCCCACCUCCAGGGCCCCCUGGCCCACCUGGUCCCGGUGGGCCACCUCCCUUCUGAUAAUUUAUGCUACGGGUGCCUAUGUGUGUGUGUGUGUGUGUUUCAUUUAUAGAGUAUAUACAUGAUGGUAUAUGUAAUGAGAAGAGGUUUGCUCUAGCCUGACCUUUUUCUUUUGUGGCUGGAUUUGCUCUACCUUUAAAUGAAUGUAACCAGCUAUUUAUAAUGAUGGAAGCUCUUGUUAGCCUUUUUUUUAAUGAAAAUAAAAUCUUCAUAAUGUCUUUCAUUAAACA